This is a messenger RNA of Hyposmocoma kahamanoa, 640 nucleotides long. RefSeq names its product 39S ribosomal protein L20, mitochondrial (gene mRpL20). Gene Ontology annotation, molecular function: structural constituent of ribosome; rRNA binding. The transcript is spliced from 2 exons. The record is from RefSeq and is a predicted model, not a curated record. Bases 100 to 576 code for a protein of 158 amino acids. Gene Ontology annotation, cellular component: ribosome. NCBI's taxonomy places the organism in Eukaryota, Metazoa, Arthropoda, Insecta, Lepidoptera, Cosmopterigidae. Gene Ontology annotation, biological process: ribosomal large subunit assembly; translation.
GUCAUGUCAAUUUCAAAUAAAAGUGAAUGGUGGACUUUUUUAAUUUUACAAUACGUUUUGUAAAUCUUGAUUCAAAUAAUACUUAAAGUCUCACUCGCAAUGGUGUUUUUAUCAAUGAUAAAUUAUGUUCGAUCGAAAGGACCGGACGAGUUUUGGCGCAAAAGGAAGAUCUUUCGACUAGCUGCUCAUUACGUGGGUCGCAGACGCAAUUGUUAUUCCGUAGCCGUGCGUAACGUCCACCGUGCAUUAGUUUACGCAACAAAAGCAAGAAAGCUGAAGAAACAAGAUAUGAUAGACUUAUGGAAUACAAGGAUCACAGCAGCUUGUGAACAACAUAACGUAACAGCCUUUACAUUCAAACAAGGCUUGGAUCGUGCUAAUAUUAUGUUAGAUCGGAAAUCAUUAUCAGACCUUGCCGCUUGGGAGCCACGUACUUUCGAGUGUUUAGCAGCAGUUGCCAAAAAGAAGGUUGAACUGGACGGUUUUAUAGACGGAACAGAUUCUAAAAGCCCCACUGGAGUCAACCUCAACUUAAAAGAUGUCAUGCUUGAUGCGUGGUUGAAGGAAAAGAAAUAAAUCUCCUUGUAGCCUUUAUUUACUUUUUAGUUUAGUCGUUAAUAAAUAAAUCUUAUCCUAAGUA